Messenger RNA from Staurois parvus, 2190 nucleotides. NCBI's taxonomy places the organism in Eukaryota, Metazoa, Chordata, Amphibia, Anura, Ranidae. The record is from the annotation of a GenBank genome assembly.
CAGCUGGGCCUGGAUAUGGAGGAGCUGGAGGAGAUAGAAGAAGAUGCAGGUCUCGGCAAUGGAGGAUUGGGACGCUUGGCAGCUUGUUUCCUUGACUCAAUGGCUACACUGGGUCUGGCUGCCUACGGUUAUGGGAUCCGAUAUGAAUUCGGGAUAUUCAAUCAAAGGAUUAUGAAUGGAUGGCAGGUGGAGGAGGCUGAUGACUGGCUUCGAUAUGGGAACCCCUGGGAGAAGGCUCGUCCUGAGUACAUGCUUCCUGUACAUUUCUAUGGCAGAGUGGCGCGCACUGCUGAAGGUUCUAAAUGGGUGGAUACCCAGGUAGUGCUUGCGAUGCCUUAUGACACUCCAGUUCCUGGCUAUAAAAACAACACUGUGAACACCAUGAGGCUUUGGUCAGCAAAGGCACCAAAUGAGUUCAACCUGCAAGAGUUUAAUGUUGGUGACUACAUCGAGGCUGUGUUGGACAGAAAUCUGGCUGAAAAUAUAUCCCGGGUUCUCUACCCCAAUGAUAAUUUCUUUGAAGGCAAGGAGCUGCGGCUGAAGCAAGAGUACUUUGUGGUAGCGGCUACGCUCCAAGAUAUCAUCAGGAGAUUCAAGUCUUCCAAGUUUGGAUGCCGGGAUCCAGUGAGAACCUGCUUUGGCACUUUUCCAGAUAAGGUUGCCAUUCAGCUAAAUGACACCCAUCCUGCUCUUGCCAUUCCUGAGCUCAUGAGGAUUCUUGUAGAUGUGGAGGGAAUGGAAUGGGACAAGGCUUGGGUCAUUACAAAGAAGACCUGUGCAUACACCAAUCACACAGUACUGCCUGAAGCUUUGGAACGCUGGCCAGUUCAUAUGUUUGAGAAACUGCUGCCUCGCCAUCUGGAGAUCAUCUAUGAAAUUAACCAGAAACACCUGGAUGAAGUGGCAGCCAUGUUUCCUGGCGAUUUGGAUCGGCUGAGGAGGAUGUCUGUUAUUGAAGAAGGAGAUUGUAAGAGAAUAAACAUGGCUCAUCUCUGUGUGAUUGGCUCUCAUGCUGUCAAUGGUGUGGCAAGGAUCCACUCGGACAUAGUGAAAAAUUCAGUCUUUAAAGACUUCUUUGACGUGGAACCACAGAAAUUCCAGAACAAGACAAAUGGCAUUACUCCAAGGAGGUGGUUAAUGCUGUGCAAUCCAGGCCUGUCUGAUAUAAUCGCAGAGAAAAUUGGGGAAGAUUUUGUAACUGACCUGAGCCAACUGAGGAAACUGUUGAAUUUUGUGAAUGACGAGAGCUUUGUGCAUGAUAUUGCUAAAGUCAAGCAGGAGAACAAGUUGAAAUUUUCUGCUUAUUUGGAGAAGGAAUACAAGGUUAAAAUUAAUCCUUCUUCAUUGUUUGACGUACAAGUGAAGAGAAUCCACGAAUACAAGAGGCAGAUCCUAAACUGUUUGCAUAUCAUCACUUUGUACAAUCGAAUCAAGAAAGAUCCAUCCAAGGUAUAUGUGCCAAGAACAGUCAUGAUUGGAGGAAAGGCAGCUCCCGGCUAUCACAUGGCAAAAAUGAUCAUAAAAUUAAUCACCUCUGUGGGAAAUAUUGUCAACAAUGAUCCUGUGGUUGGGGACAGACUUAAGGUUAUUUACCUAGAGAACUACCGUGUAUCGUUGGCCGAGAAAGUGAUUCCAGCUGCUGACCUGUCUCAGCAGAUCUCCACAGCAGGCACGGAGGCCUCCGGCACUGGAAACAUGAAGUUUAUGCUGAAUGGUGCUCUGACCAUUGGAACAAUGGAUGGUGCCAAUGUUGAGAUGGCAGAAGAGGCCGGAGAGGGCAAUUUGUUUAUCUUUGGCAUGAAAGUGGAGGAUGUGGAAGCACUUGACAAGAAAGGAUACAAUGCAAAAGAGUACUAUGAUAGAAUCCCAGAGCUUCGGGAAGUGAUCAAUCAGAUCAGAGAUGGCCGCUUUUCUCCAACAGAACCAGAUCUUUUCAAGGAUAUCGUCAAUAUGUUAAUGAAUCAUGACAGGUUUAAGGUAUUUGCAGAUUAUGAAGCCUAUAUUAAAUGCCAAGGAAAAGUGGACCAAUUAUAUAUGAACCUCAGGGAAUGGACCAAGAAAGUCAUCAAGAACAUUGCUUGCUCUGGCAAGUUCUCCAGUGACAGGACAAUAAGUGAAUACGCCACUGAAAUCUGGGGGGUUGAGCCCUCCGCUGUGAAGAUUCCUCCACCCAACAUACCAAGGGAAUAG